CUUUGUGUGAUAUCCGGGCUCGCCACAGCUGGUCUUAGAGCUCGCGUCAUGCUUUAUAACUUAACCUUUUGCCAACAGAAUCCUUUUGCUGUCUAGCUGUAAGUCGAACAGAAAAGGCCGUCUUGUCAUUCGAGGAAUAAGAGAAGUUGAAGUGAGGCAAUGGAUGGCAACGACCCAGUGGCAGUCAACAACAAAGAUGGCGGAUCUAUAGUAAAGACUCCGCUGGCCACUUUCAGGCAGGAUGGUGCUAUGGCGUGGGUCAUUUGUCUGCUCGCGACGUUAGCGAAUUUGCUGACUUGUGGUUGCAUAAUUACGUUUGGUAUUCUCUUUCCUGUACUUCUGGACGAAUUUGGAUAUGGGAAGGCUAUCACAGCUUGGGUCGGGUCCUUAGCACUUGCCCUCUCAAUCGGCCUCGGCCCAGUCUCUGCAAAGCUCAUCAACAGAUUCGGCGCCCGCGCAGUCACCAUCUGCGCCAGCGUUGUAUCAGCGGUCGGUCUCUUCGUGACGUCACAAGUUAACAGCCUCCCUUUGAUGUAUCUUACCUACAGCAUUCCAUGCGGCCUUGGUACCUGUGGCGUGUUUCUCUCCAGCUUCGAUAUUAUUGCCAAGUACUUCAGCAAGAGACUUUCACUUGCGACCGCGAUUGCUCAUUCUGGGUCAGUGGUUUCACUCUUGGUAAUGAGCCCUUUAAUUGAAGCCUCGCUUUCAAGUUUGGGAUGGCGGUACACUUUCAUGGUCUUGGGUGGAAUGUCAUUGGCCAUUCCUAUAUUUGGUGCGUUUUACUUUUCUAACCACAGCAAAGAUGGCAACAGUACUAGUUCCCAGGCUCCUAGAAAGGAGGGCGAUGCUGGAGCCAAGGACAAACUUCCAAAUAAUGACGUCAUACCCAGGUGCAAUAACAAGAGCUAUGGGGACGGGGAUUCUUGGACUGACCUUCUUCGUAACAGAAAACUACUAGCCUGCUGUGCAACUGGUUUUGUUAUGGAUUUUGGCGGGACAAUCCCACUACUACAUUUGGGUCGUUACUCACAGGAUGUUGGUAUUCCUUCGCACCGGUCUGCUCUCCUUUAUGUCGGCUUCGGAGUCGGCUCAACAGUAGGACGUGUUCUGAUUGGUCGGCUUUGUGACCUCCCCUGCGUGAGCCCGCUGUACAUGUACUGUCUCUCGACGAUGGUCGCUGGUGUCUCGACACUUCUCGUCCCACAGCUUGAUUCAUUUGCGGGACUCAUAGGGUACUUUACCGUAAAUGGUUUUGCAAAUGGCGGCUACGCAACAGCAGUCUUCAUGAUCGUCUAUCAGAUUACUAUUCCGAGCAUGCGCAUUCAAGCUUUGGGGCUAUACUUCUUUGUGGUGUCUCUUGCGUUUGCGUCUGGCUCGCCGUUUGGGGGGUUCCUUGCAGACAGUUUGGGGUCGUACAUCGUAGUGUUCUACGUGUCUGGGGGCCUGGUGGUUUUUAGCUCCUUUGCCAUGCUGUCAAUCAAAUGCCUGGAAACUCAGGAAAUUGUAACCACGCAUGGCGAAACGUGUAAUACCGCUGUGCAAAUGGAAAAUAUAGACGUCAAAGAAGAACGCUCCUCUGGAAUACCAGCGACUGCUGACCAAACUAACGAUGUAACAACCGUGUUCUAGGAUUCGAUGGGUAGCCUGUUUCGAAUUACAGUGAAAAUACCUAUUUUGACAUACACUAAUUUCAAAAAAACGUUUUCAGUGCAAAUGGCGAUUAACAAAUGACAGUUCAACAACCGAAAGGACCCAUGGGGAUCCUAAAAUAUAUACUUUAAAUUCAGACUAUAUCUAGACUAUGGUUCUGACAUAUCGCUUUAGUUUAUUCACCACCUUCAUUCUUACAAAUAUUUAAUACCCAUAAGCACCUUUCGGUCGUAGAACUGCCAUUUGGCAAUUGCCAUUCGACGUUUGCGCUGACAACCUUUAUUGAUAUAGAUACAAGGUAAAUCGCGCGCUCUAAUUGGUCAAGAGUCCAUUUGUUAUUAGAGUAAAGACGCACGCAAAAAUGACAUUUGUUUGUUAAAUAGCAUAUCGACAUGACCAUAAAACAUUUUCGACUAUUCUCCUACGA
Nematostella vectensis (starlet sea anemone) is the source of this 2077-nucleotide messenger RNA. Its product is annotated as monocarboxylate transporter 9. The coding region runs from base 160 to 1629 and encodes 489 amino acids. Gene Ontology annotation, molecular function: transmembrane transporter activity. Lineage: Eukaryota; Metazoa; Cnidaria; Anthozoa; Actiniaria; Edwardsiidae. The record is from RefSeq and is a predicted model, not a curated record. Gene Ontology annotation, biological process: transmembrane transport. The transcript is spliced from 5 exons.